GAGCUGAGGCCACGUGGUUCGGUGGAGAGGCGGGUGACGUCAGCGGUCACGUGGUAUGUGGGCGGGGAGGGUGGAGUCCAGCAUCGGGGUAAUGGCGGCGGUGAACGCGAUGUCUUCCUACACCUGCAUAACGUGCCGCGUGGCGUUCGCUGACACGGAGAUCCAGAGGUCGCAUUACAAGACGGACUGGCACAGGUACAACCUGAAGCGUAAGGUGGCGGACAUGCCGCCGGUGACGGCGGAGAACUUCCAGGAGCGGGUGCUGGCCCAGCGAGUGGCAGUGGAGGAGCAGAGCAAGGGGACGGCGACAGUAUGUGCCGCCUGUGACAAGAGGUUUGCCACCUACAAUGCCUACGGCAACCACUUGAAAUCGAAGAAGCACCUCGACGCGGAAAAGAAGGCUGCCGGCAUCGCCAGCAAGGAGCUGGAGAGGCUCAACACCAAAAAUCUGGAGAAGGGAUUGAGUGAGGAGAGGAUGGACAAGGACGCGAUGAAUCGAGCCAUCCAGCAGGCAGUGAAGGCCCAGCUUUCCCCCUCGGCCAAGAAGAGGACCCUUAACCCAACACCAGGCGACACUCAAGCAAAAGUAAGCAAGAAAAGGCCCGACAAACCACCCCGCUUACUUUGGCUGGAGCAGCAAGCCAAGAAAUUGGGAUCGGACGAAUCCUCGGAGGAUGAGGAGCAGGACGUGGUGAUGGAAGAGGAAGAUGCAGGCGAUGUUGAGUGGGAGGAUUUGGACACAGCCGAUGAGAUGGAAGAUGAAGCAGAAGAAGAAGAUGAGAGCAAAGCUGAAGGGCCGAGGGCAGACUCCCCGACUGCUGCCUUUCCAGUCACAGACUGCUUGUUCUGCUCACACCACUCGCGGACUGUGUUAAGAAAUAUAAAUCACAUGACCAAGUCCCACAGUUUCUUUAUACCUGACGUGGAAUUUCUAGUGGAUCUGCGGGGGCUGAUAAAAUAUCUGGGGGAAAAAGUUGCUGUGGGAAAUAUCUGCCUGUGGUGCAAUGAGAAGGGUCGGUCCUUUUACUCACUGGAAGCAGUGCAGGCUCACAUGGCUGACAGCAGUCAUUGUAAGCUGUUCACAGACGGAGAUGCUGCCGUUGAAUUUGCAGACUUUUAUGAUUUCAGUGAAAGUUAUCCCGAUCACAAUGGAGAAGAUGUUGAAAAGAAAACCACAGAGGUUCCUAGCAAGAAUCUGGAAUACAAUGAAGAAACAAUGGAGCUUGUACUUCCUUCUGGUGCAAGAAUUGGUCACCGGUCACUGAUGCGAUACUAUAGGCAACAUUUUGGCAUCUCUAGAGCAGUGGCUGUGACUGGAACUCAUCGUGUGAUGGGCAAAUUGCUACAGCAAUACAAAGCCCUGGGUUGGACAAGUGAGCUUGCUAAAGCAGCAUCGCAGAGAAAGGAGAAAGACAUGCAGUACGUGCAAAGAAUGAAAUCCAAGUGGAUGUUGAAGACAGGAAUGGCCAACAACAAAACAAAGCAGAUGCACUUUAGACAACAAAUUCUGUUUUAGAAACUGUGGACUGUAGUUCUCAGUGUGUACCUGGCAAUGAUGUAAACCAAAAAGCAACAUCAAUAACGGGGGACUGAUUUUCUUGCUGACUUUCAGUUGUAUUUUGGGUAGGAGGGUGGGGGUUCAUUUUGCUUCUCCAAAUGUCUCUUUCAGGUUAAUAUUAAAACAUUGGAAAUUGUAAAGCAUCAAAGCAUUGCCUUAAAACAUGAGUAUUGUACCACACGCUGCUUAAUGUAAUUAAACUUAAUUUUGCUCCAAAAUAAAUCUUCGGCAUUCCA
Messenger RNA from Amblyraja radiata (thorny skate), 1794 nucleotides. It is a transcript of the gene znf622, whose product is annotated as zinc finger protein 622. The record is from RefSeq and is a predicted model, not a curated record. Gene Ontology annotation, molecular function: zinc ion binding; nucleic acid binding. The transcript is spliced from 7 exons. NCBI's taxonomy places the organism in Eukaryota, Metazoa, Chordata, Chondrichthyes, Rajiformes, Rajidae. Gene Ontology annotation, cellular component: preribosome, large subunit precursor. Gene Ontology annotation, biological process: ribosomal large subunit biogenesis. Bases 56 to 1516 code for a protein of 486 amino acids.